Hypoxylon trugodes is the source of this 576-nucleotide messenger RNA. RefSeq names its product cysteine dioxygenase type I. Bases 1 to 576 code for a protein of 191 amino acids. The transcript is spliced from 3 exons. Lineage: Eukaryota; Fungi; Ascomycota; Sordariomycetes; Xylariales; Hypoxylaceae. Gene Ontology annotation, biological process: L-cysteine catabolic process. The record is from RefSeq and is a predicted model, not a curated record. Gene Ontology annotation, molecular function: ferrous iron binding; cysteine dioxygenase activity.
AUGAAUCGCUUCGAGCAACUUGAGAAAGACAUCAAGGGUGUCCUAGGCUCGUCCUCGGGAUUGACGUCCGAAGAUGUAGAAGUACUAGACCUGAUACAUAAAAUGGAACAAUAUGCAUCCGACGAGACGGAAUGGUCCAAAUAUGCGUGGGAAGAUUCAUCAAUGGCGUAUACCAGAAACCUCGUCGACGAGGGGAAUGGCAAAGCGAACCUGCUGGUACUCGUCUGGACGCCUGGGAAAGGUAGCCCGAUCCACGACCACGGUAAUGCUCAUUGCCUGAUGAAAAUCCUCCGCGGAACCCUCACCGAAACUCGAUACAACUUCCCUAACGACGACGACAAGCAACCAAUGCAAGUCAUUUCGGAAAAUCAUCGUAAGGAGAAUGCCGUCGUCUAUAUGGCAGACAACCUUGGCCUUCAUCGAAUGUCCAAUCAAGGUAGCGACUAUGCCGUCUCUCUCCAUCUCUACACCCCGCCGAACGUAGCUAAGUAUGGUUGCCAUACCUUCAACGAUGAGACAGGAGAAAAGAAACUGGUCAAGAGUAGCCACUAUUCGGCAUAUGGAAAACGGCUAUAG